GGGUUUCUAAUCGGACCAAUGUUAAGGUAAUGAUAAUGUUCAGUUAUCAACAAAACAGAGCACAAACAAUCAUGAUUUGAUUAUGACUGGGAUUAACCUUUAAUUAACUACUUUUGCAAGUUAAUUACUCUCUCAGGCUCAAAGUUUCUCUGUGAACAGCCAAUUUUUCUCAGCUUCCAUGGUAAGUCCCAUCCUGCCAGCUGCUACCUCUUUCCUUCGUUAACAAUCUUCUAUAACUGCAGAUUCUCUGAGCAUUGGCAUGUACAGAUCUCUCUUUUUCUGAUAAGAAGUAUACAGCGGGGUAAAAUGUCUGAUCAGAAAACAGGGCUUAUGAGUGAUCAGUUAUCAAAAUCGACCUCAAUUUUCGGUUUGCGAUUAUGGGUAGUUGUUGGUGUGUGUAUAGGGGUAGCCUUUGUGUUGGUUCUCUUCCUCAUUACUCUCUGGCUCGCUUCGAAGCGCUCCAAGAUGUGUAAGAAUGUUGACAAAUCCAAAAUCCUAGUUGUUUCCAAGGAGAUCCCAGAAAUCAGAGUCGAACCCAUCAAACCAAGCCGAGUGCAAUGCCAAACACAUCCGUCUCCCGAUACAGAGACCGCCGGAAAUGAAAGGCAAGCUUUGCUGGUUACGCCACUGGAGGCAGAAAGUCCGGUAGGGUAUCAUGGGGUUCAGAUUGAGAUUGGAAAAGGGCAUUUGAUUUCUUUUCAUCGCUCUUCUGGAGAGGCACCGCGUGGCGGAGGAGGCAGAGGCAGAGGUAGCGGUAUUGAUCAGAUUGCUGUGGUAGGCCCUGAUGUAUCGCAUUUGGGGUGGGGCCGUUGGUAUACUUUGAGAGAGUUGGAGGUGUCCACUAAUGGGUUUGCUGAUGAGAAUGUUAUUGGCGAGGGAGGCUACGGGAUUGUCUACCAUGGCGUUUUGGAGGAUAACGCUCAGGUAGCUAUCAAGAACUUGCUCAAUAACAGGGGACAGGCCGAGAAGGAAUUCAAAGUUGAAGUGGAAGCCAUUGGAAGAGUCCGACAUAAGAACUUAGUGCGACUGCUUGGUUUUUGUGUUGAAGGAUCCCAUAGAAUGCUGGUAUAUGAGUAUGUGAACAAUGGGAACUUAGAACAGUGGCUUCAUGGGGAUAUAGGGCCUUGGAGUCCUCUUACUUGGGAAAUAAGAAUGAACAUCAUCCUGGGAACUGCAAAAGGGUUAACCUACCUUCAUGAGGGACUCGAUCCAAAAGUUGUUCACCGUGAUGUAAAAUCAAGCAACAUUCUGCUUGACAAGCUAUGGAAUCCCAAAAUUUCAGACUUUGGUCUUGCGAAGCUACUUUACUCGGGGAGAAGCUAUAUUGCAACCCGUGUGCUGGGAACAUUUGGCUAUGUAGCUCCCGAGUAUGCGAGUACAGGCAUGUUGAAUGAAAGGAGUGAUGUGUAUAGCUUUGGGAUUCUUAUUAUGGAAAUUAUUUCAGGGAGGAACCCAGUUGAUUAUAGCCGGCCUCCAGACGAGGUGAACUUAGUUGAAUGGCUUAAGAAGAAGGUCACUGAGAGAAAUACUGAGGGGGUAUUGGAUCCUAAAUUAUCUGAGAAGCCUUCUUCCAGGGCAUUGAAGAGAGCUCUUCUUGUAGCUUUACGUUGUCUGGACCCUAAUGCACAGAAAAGGCCAAAAAUGGGACAUGUCGUACAUAUGCUUGAAGCUGAUGAAUUCCCAUUGAGAGAGGUUCAGUCACACGAUUACAGGACCGCAGAGGUGGAAGGGAACUAAGAAGGACACUAUCCUACAAUGCUAAGGACAUGGAGAAUCCUAUAACAGAAUCAAGUAAUAGAGUUAGUGCCAGAGGUAAUAGCACUGAAGAUAUUUAACCGAGUGUGUCCAAGCGAUCUUUGCAAAUAUUGUAGAGUCUGCUGUUGCAUCAAAGGUUUGCUGGUCUUCACAUAGUUCCUUUACCAUCCUUUAUAGCUAGAUUGAAUCAAAUGGGAGUUUUGAUAAUGAGGUACGCUAUGUAAUUUAUAGUUUCAUUGUUUCUCAACUCAUGGUUAAAUAAAGAGCCUAGAUAUAUUACAAGUUA
Molecule: messenger RNA, 2041 nt
Organism: Manihot esculenta (cassava)
Lineage: Eukaryota; Viridiplantae; Streptophyta; Magnoliopsida; Malpighiales; Euphorbiaceae
Product: probable serine/threonine-protein kinase At1g01540
Exons: 7
Coding region: 307-1737 (476 amino acids)
Biological process (GO): protein phosphorylation
Molecular function (GO): protein kinase activity; ATP binding
Source: RefSeq, a predicted model, not a curated record